This is a messenger RNA of Mercenaria mercenaria, 4404 nucleotides long. RefSeq names its product actin nucleation-promoting factor WASL-like. NCBI's taxonomy places the organism in Eukaryota, Metazoa, Mollusca, Bivalvia, Venerida, Veneridae. The transcript is spliced from 10 exons. Gene Ontology annotation, biological process: actin filament organization. The record is from RefSeq and is a predicted model, not a curated record. The coding region runs from base 87 to 1976 and encodes 629 amino acids. Gene Ontology annotation, molecular function: actin binding.
CGAACAAAAAAUAAGGAAGUUAAAACAUAUAUGUAUUUACGUGUUAAAAUUAGUUUACUGUUUCAAUUUGAACAUCAACAAAAAACAUGGUCAAUCGUGCUAGAAGUAAUUCAAAGUCGCAAUUAUUGUCAGAACAGGAAAAUGCAUUUGUCUUCAAUUUUCUCGGAAAAGGAUGCUUUACACUAGCAACAUGUGUUGCACAGCUGUUCGUGGUUCAGUGUCAGAAACGCGAACGUAAGUGGAUCAAGCAUUGUUGCGGGGUAGUAUGUUUUGUAAAGGACAACCCGAAAAAAUCCUACUUUAUACGUCUAUAUGAUAUACAGAGGCAGGAGCUAUUAUGGGAGCAAGAGAUUUAUACCAAAUUCAAAUACAACACACCCAGGGAAUUCUUCCAUACAUUCGAAGCACAUGACUGUCAUGUUGGACUGAACUUUGCCAGUGAAGAUGAGGCUGAAAAUUUCAAGAACGUUCUCGAGGGAAAGCUAUUUGAAAGACAAGCAAAAAGGCUAGAGAGGGAGGAAAGAAAAAUCGAAAAUAAACAAGUGACAAUUGAACCCGCUGACGAAACAACGAGGACAGUUUCAGUCCCGGAAGCUGCACCUACCAUAGACACUUCACCCUCAGAAACAGAAAAGAACAAAUUAGAUAAACUACCCAAAGUGAGAAAAAGGAACACGAAGAAAAAACUCACAAAAGAAGAUAUAGGUGUACCUACAGAUUUCAGACAUGUCAGUCACAUGAGUUGGGGAAUGGAUGAUGGGCCGCAUAUGGAUCGGUUAGAUUCGGACAUGAAGGCAUUGUUAGAGCAGAUCGGUAUCAGGGAAAAAUCACAGGUAGAUGAAGAUACUAUGGAUUUCAUUUACCAAUUUGUCGACAAACAUGGCGGCGCUAAUGCUGUAAGAGAGGACUUUGCCUGGCAUAUUCCCGCUGAACCUUCGCAACGAGCUGGUGAAACAGUGGAUAUUACAAAAAAUCUCCCAGCAGCUCCCUCACAUUCGGUUGGUGCACUGACGAAUAUUACGCAACUCCCAGUAGCUCCUUCGUAUCCGGCUGAUAAAUCGACUACUCCUACUAGAAAACUUCCUGCAGUCCCAACAGGAGCUCGCCUGAUACCACCGCCUGGAGUCAAGGUACUCGAUGUUACGUCUGUCACCAGACCGCCACCUCCGUCAACUCUGCGCACUAGGCCUCCUCCAACUGCUGGUUUCAAGCCUCAGCCCCCAACAACAAAACCUCCUCCACCAGCUUUAAAACCUCCUUCUAUAUUAAAACAUUCACAUCAGAUUGAUAACAAACAAAUUCCAGACCAUUCUACAACAAUCCAAACUCCUUCACCAUCCCAAAAUGAUCCACUUUCUCCAGCUUAUACACAAGAUUUGCAAGCUGUUCCAACAUCAUCAAACAGCCCGGCGCAUCCAGCAUUACCAGAUAUUUCGAGUCCGUUUGAUUCAGCAAACAUGCAAGCUACUCCCAAAUCAUCAAGCAUCCCAGCUGUUACAUUAUCAGAUAUUCCGGCUCCGCUUGAUUCAUCAGAUAUGCAAACUUCUUCCACAUCAGCAAAUGUUCCUUCACUCUCAUCAUCAAAUUCACCGGCCCUUCCCACACCACCAGAUAUACCAGCUCCCCCUAUAUGUUCUCCCCCGGUUGCCAUUUCUCAUACCCUUGCAGAAAAGCAAUUACCAGCUGCAAAUAAUUCUAGGGCGGGUCUCUUAAAUGAAAUCCAUACCUUCCAGGGGGCAACUUUGAGGCACGUACAGACUAAUCAACAAAGUUCAAAGAGGGAUGGAUUACUUAUUCAGAUUCGAAAUGGAGCAACAUUAAGUCACGUUGACCAGUCGGAGAAGUCAUCUCCCGCCAAAAGAGGAAGUAUAGCUGCAGCACUGAUGUCCCAGCUCUUGAAAAGAAAAUCGAAAAUUCAGUUUUCAGAUAAUGAGUAUAGCAGUGAUGAAUUUGAUGACGACUGGGAUGACGAUUAGCUAAAACUCAGAUGAUAUAUUUAAUGUGUUUGCUGGAGAUGUUAUAGAGAUUUAAACGUUGAAAAUCAGUGCAUAGAAAACUCUUUUUCUCACCUCAACACGAUCGAUAGAAGAUCUUGUUACUACCACAGUAUUGUCAAAACUUGCAUUAAAAACAACAUUCAUCCAGUGUUCUUGGGGCCGAAAUGUGGUCCCAUUUUCCUCUCUAAAAAGAAUAUUCACCCCCCUCCCCCCCCCCCCCCCCACCACUCCGUCCAACCCAUCAACCCUACUAUAAGUACUACUUAUUCAUAACAUUUUCAACACAAUAUAUAACACAAGGAUAAGAAGAGAAUCGUAUAGUAUUGCAAUGGGCUCAUAAAAUUAACGCUUUAACUUUAAAAUUAUUGUAUAACAUAUUUGUAUAAUUUUGUCAUGACUAACACAUACUGUUAAAUCUAUAUAUUUACAUUGUAAAUGUUUUUUUCUUUAUCUCUUAUUAUGAAUAAUUAGUUACGUUUGACAAAUUCUGAAUCACUUACGUUGAUCUCUAUUAUGUAGUUUAUCUGUAUUUGCUUAACUGUUACAGCAAUUUAUAUGUUUAACCUGUAAAUGAUUUACAAUUUAAUCUUUGUUUUAUCAACUCGUCUAACAUUUCAUUUCGUAUAUAAAUAUUAUUAAGUUGUUUAACAUUGACCUGUACAAUGAGGCGGGGCCUCCGUGGCCCUCAUCGAUGUGGGUUCGAGCCUCACUCGGGGCAUUGAAUUCUUCAUGUCAGGAAGCCACCCAGCUGGCUUACGGAAGGACGGUGGUUCUAUCCAGGUGCCCGCUCGUGAUAAAAUAAUGCACGGAGGGGCCCCUGGGGUCUUCCUCUACCAUCAAAGCUGGACAGUCGCCAUAUGACCUACAAUUAUGUCGGUGCGACGUUAAACGCCCCCCCCCCCCCCCCCCCUCCAACAAAAUAAAUAAAUGUACAAUAAAAAAAACUUACUAGUAGUGCUAGACGAACCGAUAUUCAAGUCCAAUCUGGCAUGUCAAACGAUGUUAAAUUAUACACUUGUGUUAUUAAUAAUGUAUAUUCGUAAAUGUUACUCAAUGUAUUGGUAUUCAUAUUAACAACUUUGUUAUUUUUAUUUUGUAUUUCGUUAUUCUUUUUAUAUACGUUGUUAUUGUAAUUGUUUGUCUGAUAUUCACAUUCAAUGUUUCGUUAUUGUAAUUUCAUGUCCGUGAUUGUUAUAUACGCCCUCGUGAUAUAAUUCCUUCGCAUCUGAACUCCAAACAUUGAUUUAUUCAGCGACAAAUCGACGCCCCAGAAUUAGAAGGGCGUAAGUGGAAAAUCAUACUUUUCGGCAAAACGAAAAAAACUGUCUAUGACAGAUACGCCCUUCUAAUUCUAAGGGCGCAAGUGGACUUUUCUGGUACAACAAUUAAGUGCAGAUACGCCCUUCUAUUACUAGGAUUCUGAAAAACUUAUCACUUACGCCCUUUUAUUAUUGGUGAAUUUGGUCAACACAGCAGUUUGUGACGAAAAUUUUUUUUUUACAGAAUUAUGCACCUUGGUGUGUAGUUUCAAAAAAUGUAUGAUUCGUAAAAGGGCGUAACUAACACUUACGCCCUUCUAAUUCUGGGGCGUCGAAAUCACCGAUGAGAUAUAUUAUUUCGAUUCUAACACGUUAUCAAGAACUUUAAAGUACACCCUUGUCGGCAUGCAUUAAAUACUUGCCCGUUUUCAGUCGGGUUCUUUUCCAGCGCGCCACUACGCAGCUUGACGCUAUGACGUAAUUGUUGUGACGUCAGACGUCAAUAAUUCACUGUUUCCAGCCUUCUCUGUUUAAUAGGAAAAUGAAUCGGAUCGUGUUAGAAUCAAUAUUACGUUAUUCUUAUUGUUAAACUGUUGUAUACUAUCUGAUUCAUGUUGUAUAUCUGAUAUCCAUAUUCAAUAUUUCGUUAUUCUUAUUGAAAAGGUCGUUAUUUUAUCCGUAGGACAUGAAAAUAGGAAGCGACAGACCCGCCCGCACUCUGAGAGACAUGUUGUUUUAACCAUGACGAGAACUGACCUAGAUUUUAACCAUGUAUCAGUAAAGCAGUCUGUCACUUCUGACUAUUGACAAUAAAUAACAAAUGCUGAUUGAAUGGGAUGAGGCCGUGACUUUUAUUAUUAUAAUAUCAUUACAGAAAAUUAAUGAAAUAUCAUGGCAUAUUGUAUGAGAUAGAAGUAUCAUGAAAUGAAGCAUGAAAUGAUAGAUUUCUAGCCAAAUUGCAUAGAAACAAAAUAGGCAACACUAUGAUGCUGAAGCUCUAAAUUGCAAAUUUUGCUAGCAAAUCCAGCUGCCGAAAUUCCGAGGCCAAGAUGCUCAACGAAUUCUCAACAUCAUGAUAAUGGAUUUAAAGGAAACAAUUCGGUGCAUGUGCAAGAGAAUAUAUAAUUAGAAUAAAACUGCCAAAUAGA